CUCCUCCUCCCGGCUCCGUAGUAAUCAUGGCGGCGGCGGCAUUCGCGGUCCCUCGGGUGAAACAGAAAGCGGGAGCUACGCGGAGAGGGAGCGAAGAGCGGGGCUGAGGCGGCGGCGCCGUCACUGCCGGGAAACACCCCUCCCCAACACCCCCCUCCACAGCAGUCAGCGCAGCGGCGGCCGCAGGAGCCCCGGCCCACAGCCAAGCGAGUGAGAGGACGAGCCGGAGCCUCGCAGGAGAGACGCCCGGGGUGGGGGAUCCGCCUUCCUUCGCUUCGGAGCGGCGGGAUUCGGAGAGUUGGAGGGCUUUCCGGUAUCUUGAUGCCUUAUUGAUAAUGGCAGAACACCCACCUUUGCUAGACACAGCUCAGAUUUUAAGUAGCGACAUCUCUCUUCUGUCUGCCCCUAUUGUAAGUGCAGAUGGAACACAACAGGUUAUUCUGGUACAAGUUAAUCCAGGGGAAGCCUUUACAAUAAGAAGAGAAGAUGGACAGUUUCAGUGCAUUACAGGUCCUGCUCAGGUUCCAAUGAUGUCCCCAAAUGGUUCCGUGCCUCCUAUUUAUGUGCCUCCUGGAUAUGCCCCACAGGUUAUUGAAGACAAUGGUGUUCGGAGAGUCGUUGUGGUUCCGCAAUCACCAGAAUUUCAUCCUGGUGGCCACACAGUUAUCCACCGCUCCCCACAUCCUCCUCUGCCUGGUUUCAUUCCUGUCCCGACCAUGAUGCCCCCUCCACCACGCCAUAUGUACUCACCAGUGACUGGAGCUGGCGACAUGGCAACACAGUAUAUGCCGCAGUAUCAGUCUUCACAAGUAUAUGCAGAUGUAGAUGCCCACUCUACACACGGCAGGUCCAACUUCAGAGAUGAAAGAUCUAGUAAAACAUAUGAACGCUUGCAGAAAAAAUUAAAGGAUCGCCAAGGAACACAGAAAGAUAAAAUGAGCAGCCCCCCACCAUCACCGCAGAAAUGCCCUUCUCCCAUAAGUGAACACAAUGGACUCAUAAAAGGGCAGAACACCAGUGGUGCGAACACAGGAUCUGCAAGAAACAGAUCGGGGCGUGGGAGAGGCUGUACACAAGUUGACCCGGAAAUAGAAGAAAAAGAUGAAGAAACUAAAGCAUUUGAAGCAUUUCUUUCCAACAUUGUCAAACCAGUGGCCUCAGACAUUCAGGCAAGGACUGUCCUGCUCACCUGGUCGCCACCAUCCAGCUUCAUUAACGGCGAAGUGAACGAGACAGCUGUACCAGAGCUCUUUAAUUAUGAAGUCCUGGUGUCCAGCACUGGGAAGGAAGGGAAAUACAGAAGUGUUUAUGUAGGAGAAGAAACAAGUGUCACUUUAAAUGAUCUCAAACCAGCCACAGAUUACCAUGCAAAAGUGCAGGCAGAGUCCAAUUCAAUCAAGGGAAUUCCUUCAGAAGCGGAAAGCUUUACGACCUUAAGCUGUGAGCCUGAUCCCCCCAAUGCACCAAGAAUAGCCAACCGGACCAAAAAUUCACUCACCUUGCAGUGGAAGGCACCUAGUGACAAUGGUUCUAAAAUCCAAAGUUUUAUUUUAGAAUGGGAUGAAGGGAAAGGAAAUGGAGAAUUCUGUCAGUGUUACAUGGGCUCACAGAAGCAAUUUAAAAUUACCAAACUCUCACCAGCAAUGGGUUGUAAAUUUAGAUUAUCAGCCAAAAAUGACUAUGGUCUAAGUGAUUUAAGUGAAGAGGUCCUAUACUACACCUCAGGCUGUGCUCCUUCUGUCCCCGCAAGUCCUGUGUUGACCAAGGCUGGAGUUACUUGGCUGUCCCUACAGUGGACUAAGCCCUCAGGAACACCAUCAGAUGAAGGGAUUGCUUACAUUUUAGAGAUGGAAGAGGAAACAUCAGGCUAUGGCUUUAAGCCGAAAUAUGAUGGAGAAGAUCUUGCUUACACAGUGAAAAAUCUGAGACGAAGUACAAAGUAUAAAUUUAAGGUCAUUGCUUAUAAUUCAGAAGGUAAAAGCAAUCCUAGCGAAGUGGUGGAAUUCAGUACCUGCCCUGAUAAACCAGGAGUACCUGUGAAGCCUUCAGUUAAAGGGAAGAUACACUCGCACGGCUUUAAAAUUACUUGGGAUCCACCAAAAGACAAUGGAGGGGCACCCAUCAAUAAGUACGUGGUGGAGAUGGCAGAAGGUUCUAAUGGAAACAAAUGGGAUAUGAUCUACAGUGGCGCUACCAGGGAACAUCUUUGUGACCGGCUGACUCCAGGCUGCUGUUACCGCCUACGGGUUUACUGCAUUAGUGACGGAGGGCAGAGUGCGGUCUCUGAAUCUUUACUAGUACAGACUCCAGCUGUGCCUCCUGGCCCAUGCCUCCCUCCCAGGUUACAGGGUAGACCCAAAGCAAAAGAAAUACAGUUACGAUGGGGACCUCCUCAGGUUGAUGGUGGAUCACCCAUUUCCUGUUAUGCAGUAGAAAUGACUCCUGCAGAUAAAGAUGAGCCCAGAGACGUUUACCAAGGUUCUGAAGUGGAGUGUACAGUGGGCAGCCUUCUUCCUGGAAAGACGUACAGCUUCAGACUUCGUGCAGCAAACAGAAUAGGGUUUGGACCAUUUUCAGAAAAAUACGAUAUCACUACAGCUCCUGGGCCACCAGACCAAUGCAGACCCCCUCAAGUGACAUGCAGAUCUGCAACUUGUGCACAAGUGAAUUGGGAGAUUCCUUUGAGUAAUGGAACUGACGUCACUGAGUACCGGCUGGAAUGGGGAGGAGUUGAAGGAAGUAUGCAGAUGUGUUACUGUGGGCCUGGCCUCAGUUGUGAAUUAAAAGGACUUUCACCAGCUACUACCUAUUACUGCAGAGUCCAGGCUAUGAGUGUUGUAGGUGCGGGUCCUUUCAGCGAAGUUGUUGCCUGUGUGACUCCACCGUCAGUUCCUGCCAUUGUGACUUGUCUUCAAGAAAUAAGUGAUGAUGAUAUAGAAUACCCCCAUUACUCACCCUCUACCUGCCUUGCAAUUAGCUGGAAAGAGCCUUAUGAUCAUGGCUCAGAAAUCCUUGCCUACAGCAUAGACCUCGGAGAUAAGCAGCCUUUGACAGUGGGAAAGAUGACAAGCUAUAUCAUAGACAGUUUGCAACCAGAUACAACAUACAGAAUACGAAUUCAAGCCUUGAAUAGCCUUGGAGCUGGGCCUUUCAGCCAUACAAUUAAAUUAAAAACUAAGCCCCUUCCUCCUGAUCCACCUCGGCUGGAAUGUGUUGCCUUUAACCACCAGAACCUUAAGCUUAAGUGGGGAGAAGGAACUCCAAAGACGUUAUCCACAGAUGCUGUUCAGUACCACCUUCAGAUGGAAGAUAAGAAUGGAAGGUUUGUCUCCCUGUACAGAGGGCCUUGUCAUACAUACAAAGUACAAAGGCUCAGUGAGUCCACGUCCUACAAGUUCUGCAUUCAAGCUUGUAAUGAAGCUGGGGAAGGUCCUCUCUCCCAAGAGUAUGUUUUCACCACUCCAAAAUCUGUUCCAGCUGCCUUGAAAGCCCCCAAAAUAGAGAAAAUAAAUGAUCACAUUUGUGAAAUUACAUGGGAAUAUUUACAGCCAAUGAAGGGUGACCCAGUUAUUUAUAAUCUUCAAGUUAUGGUGGGAAAAGAUUCAGAAUUCAAACAGAUUUACAAGGGCCCUGAUACUUCAUUCCGGUAUUCCAGCCUUCAGCUGAAUUGUGAGUAUCGAUUUCGAGUGUGUGCCAUUCGCCAAUGCCAAGACCCUACAGGGCAUCAGGACCUGGUAGGUCCCUACAGCACCACAGUGUUCUUCAUCUCCCAGAGGACAGAGCCGCCGGCCAGCAGCAACAAAGACAGCGUGGACAGUGCCCGGACCCGGCGUACUCUAAGUGACGAGCAGUGUGCUGCAGUCAUCCUGGUGGUGUUUGCUUUCUUCUCCAUUCUGAUUGCCUUUAUCAUUCAGUACUUCGUAAUCAAGUGAAAAUAUAACUUUAUUUUUAACACUGUAUUACAUUUUAUUUUGUCAUGUACUAAAAUUAUUUCUGUAUUGCUUUUACAAAAUGGUGGCAUUUAGCACUGGCAUUGAGACUAUCUAUUGAAAUAUGGCUUUGGCAUUUCAGUGCUUCUGUUGUUAGGCAAAGGCUGGCUCUCCAUGGAAAUCCAGCACAGAAACAUCAAUCUGGGGAGGGCUGGGUAUUUUGGUUUUGGGUUGGGACUUUUUUCCCUGCUUCUUUUUUCUCUCUCUCCCCUACACACCUCCCCGAAACCCCAGAUAUGCCUUCUAGUGAAACAAGCUUUCUAAAGGACACUGCUAUGAUCGUGUUGACCAGUCAGCAUAAGUAAAACAGUGGCAACCACGUCUGUGGGUUUUGCAGAUGACUGCCAUGUGAAAGAACAGUUCAGAAUGACUAGAAUUUACACUAACGUUCUCUACGAAACUUGUUCAAGUCUGAUGCUGUGAAAGCAAUCUAGUGCUAUACUUCUACCUCCUCAUUUGUCUUAAUUGUUUGGUAAGUGGGAUUUUGAUGAAUAACUGGAGGGCUUAGCAAACAAAAACUGGAUGAAGGAAUCUGAGUGAAAAAGAAGCUGUUUGUUGAGUGUGGAGUUCUUCCUUACAUAUACAAAUGCAUACACACGAACUCACAAGUGAGACCAAGAAAGCUCAGACCCAGAAAUACGGAUCUUUACUUGAACAGUACCUCUUUUGGGAUUUGAGAACAGAAGACUUUUAAAUAAUAACUAAAUAUGAAGCCCGUUUAGCUUCUGUUUUCUGGGCCUUGAAACUCGUGUGUGUGUGUACACGCAUAUACACACACAUUCACAUUGGGUCUGUGUGCAGACUGUCAGGUAAGGAGAUGUGUCCACACUCAUCACCUGGUCUAGGCUAGCUUUGAAGGACUCCCAGUGGUUCUGCAGCAUCUCCUGUAACUACUGCUGUUGCCGUCAGAAUUUCUAAUCAAACUCAACCUUUUUGUUUGGGGUACCAAAUCUGAAGACAAAAUUAAUUUGCACCAGUAAACUUCAAGCUGCUUUCUUUCUUGAGAAACUAAUGUUUAAUGUAUAAUGUCUGUUUGGAUACUGUUCCAAAUUGUUGAUUGCAUGUGGGUACCGUUGCAUUAGAGCACUUUGCAAAUUGCAUAGUUCAUUGUUUGUGAGCUUGCAUUUGUGAGUUAUUGGAUGAUCAGAUUGAAUUUUGUCAUAUCACAUUGUACAUCUCGCCUCGAUGUCAAUGACUGCCAGUAAUAAUACAGUCUGCAAUGAAUUUAUAUGAAUUUUUUGUUUUAUCACAUGUUAUCUGUAGACAUCUGUAACUAGCUUCUUUAAUUUAUUAUUUGGAUUUUAGAGUAGCGAGUCACUAAUUUUUAGUUGCUGAGGUCUGCAUUUUAGUGAUUACUAAGCACUUCUGUCAAAAAGAAAUGUAUGUUUUGUACUUUGAAGAUCUCUGAAGAAUUUCCCUUAUAAUAGAAUGGGCAUGUAUUGUAAUUGUUUAUGUCAAUGAUCUGCGCUAUAGAAAAAACAUUAACCUUUAUUCAAAAAAGAAACGGAUAAACUUGGCUCCUCCAAGCGUAAGAAAACCCUGUCACUCUAAUAUACUGUUUGUUUACAUUUUAUUUAAUCUCUUAUGAAUAGGGUGAUAACUUGUCCCCCAUACAACUGCGAUUACGAUUGUUUUCUAGAAUUUCUUAAAAGUGCCACAUUUGGCAGUACAAAUGAGUCUGAGUGUAAGAGCCCAGAGAUUUCUAUAUAGUUGAAUGUCUAAAAUGGUAAAAUGUGCCACACAGUGGCUUAUGUUUUUCAUAGUAAUUCAAAUGAACUCCUAUUUUUGAUAGUAAAUGUCAUUUAAUAGUGUACUUGCCAUUUGAGCCUCACUGCAGUGUUAGUGCAGAGGAGAAAACAAUUUUUAAUGUAAUCUUGAUUUUACCUCAUAUACUGUACAUUCCAAAAACUCAACUUUUUAAAGAUUAUAGAUACACUACCAAACAUACCACCUUAAAAUUGUAUAAGGUUGAACUUCAUACAAGUGAAAAAGUAUAAUCUCAUAAGAAUACAUAAACUGUGUAGCAAAAGUAUCUGUAAAAUCCAUGGAAAAUAAAAGUUGUAUCAUUCUUUUUUGA
This is a messenger RNA of Mus caroli (Ryukyu mouse), 6066 nucleotides long. RefSeq names its product fibronectin type III domain containing 3A (gene Fndc3a). Gene Ontology annotation, molecular function: protein binding. The record is from RefSeq and is a predicted model, not a curated record. NCBI's taxonomy places the organism in Eukaryota, Metazoa, Chordata, Mammalia, Rodentia, Muridae.